GCCGUGAGCGCGGUGCGGAAAGGCGCGCGGCUGGCCGUGCUGUGGUCCGGGCCGGGGUAAGGCCGGCCGAAGCCGGGUGCUGCCGGCUGUGCUUGCGUAUCCGAAACCCGGCGGGUUCCGAUGAAAGCAGAGAUGAAGGUCGGCUGCCUUUCCUUCCGCCAGCCCUACGCCGGGCUGGUUUUAAACCAAGUCAAGACCAUAGAGACUCGCUGGCGGCCGCUGCUCGCCAAGUACCGGAACCGCACCGUGGCCGUUCAUAUCGCCGUUAAGGACUGGGAGGAUGAGUCGUGGAGGGCGAUUCUUUUGGAUAGGCUGGGAAUGACGCUGCAGGAGGUGCAAGAGCUGCUGGAUAAAGGGGAGCAAUUCGGCAGAGGAGUUAUCGCAGGAUUAGUUGACAUUGGAGAGACAUCCCUGUAUCCAGAUGAUUUACCUCCUGAAAAGAUUUUGGAGCUGGAAAACAAAGCUGUUCUCAGUAAUCUAGAACAGAAAUACUUGACUGUUGUUUCAAAUCCAAGAUGGCUUCUGGAACCAAUCCCUGCAAAAGGGAGCAGAGGAGUGUGGCAGGUCAACAUCCCUGAUGAACUGAUCCCUUCAGAAUCAUAGGAGUUGGCCCAAACUGCAUCUUCUUCUGCCUAAAUGCAAACUUCUUGACAGAUCACCUGCUUAAAAUACCAGUGAAUUGAACAGUAUUCCCUCCAGAAGUAAUUGCUUGAAGAAUUACUAUUUUGAAGGGAGAUAAUGAAGAUCCCCUUUUUUAUGAUCAUUACUGAAAAUGAGUGAUGUUUUACUAGAAGUUUUAUGUACAUAUAAGUGUAAAUAAAUCCUAAUUUUAUAGUGCA
Molecule: messenger RNA, 839 nt
Organism: Phasianus colchicus (ring-necked pheasant)
Lineage: Eukaryota; Metazoa; Chordata; Aves; Galliformes; Phasianidae
Product: protein EOLA1-like
Source: RefSeq, a predicted model, not a curated record